AUGUCAGUCUCUACCGCUACUCCCACCUCCGUAUCGACACCGACGUCCACAUCCACAGCCACGACUCUGAGCGAAAAGACCGAGAAACUCGACUACCAUUACGCCCAGCCCAAAUGGUGGAAAGAGUCCGUGGUCUACCAGAUCUACCCGUCGUCCUUCCAAGAUUCCAACGGUGAUGGCUGGGGCGACGUCAAGGGCAUCACAUCGCGUGUUGAUUAUCUGAAGAGUCUUGGGAUCGAUGUGGUCUGGCUGAGUCCGAUCUACAAGUCUCCGCAAGCUGAUAUGGGCUAUGACAUUGCCGACUACAAAGACAUCGAUCCCAUGUAUGGAACGCUGCAAGAUGUGGACGAGCUGAUCGCCGAGCUGAAGAAGCGGGACAUGAAGCUGAUGAUGGACCUGGUCGUCAACCACACCUCGAACCAGCACCCGUGGUUCUUGGAGAGUAGAUCGUCCAAAGACAACCCCAAGCGCAACUGGUACAUCUGGAAACCACCAAAGUCUGUCAGCAACGCCGGUGUUCCCGAACCCCCGAACAACUGGGCGCAGAUCCUAGGAGAGGCCAAUUCCGCGUGGACCUACGACACCACCACCGGCGAGUAUUAUCUGUCUCUGUUCACGCCCGAACAGCCCGACCUGAACUGGGAGAACCCCGAAGUCCGCGAGGCCGUAUGGGAUGUGAUGCGAUUCUGGCUCGAUCGCGGCGUCGCCGGCUUCCGGAUGGACGUCAUCAACAUGAUUUCCAAGGAGCAAUCCUAUCCCGAUGCCGCAGUCACACUAGACCCUCUCAGCCACAAAUACCAGCCUGGAUCGCAAUUCUUUGUGAACGGACCAAGACUGCAUGAGUACCUUCGAGAGAUGAACCAGAAAGUACUUUCGCACUACGAGACAAUCACCGUGGGCGAGAUGCCUGGUAUAUCAGAUCCCGAAGAGAUCUUACGCACGGUCGGUUCACACGCAGGGGAAUUGAACAUGAUCUUCAUCUUUGACGUGGUGGACAUUGACAAGCCAAACGUCCGGAUGGCCAUGAAACCAUGGGAUGUCAAGGAACUGAAGUCGAUCGUGAGCCGAUGGCAGCGAUGCAUGAUCGACCGCGACGGCUGGAACUCGGUCUUCAUCGAGAAUCACGACAACCCGCGCAGUGUGAGCAGAUACACCGACGAUGCCGGUGCGGUGCGCGACAAGGGCGCCAAACUGCUCGCACUGAUGCUGACCACGCUGGGAGGCACGUUGUUCGUAUACCAGGGUGAAGAGAUUGGCAUGCGCAAUGCCCCGAUGGAAUGGGAUGUCAAUGCCGAGUACAAGGAUAUUGAGACCCAGAAUUACUGGAAGAAGGUCCAGGACCUGCACGGAGACGACCAGAAAGAGCUCGACCAAGCCAAGAAGAUCAUCCAGAUGAAGGCCCGCGACCACGCCCGCACUCCGAUGCAGUGGAACUCCCAGGAAAACGCGGGCUUCUCCAAACCCGGUGUCAAACCCUGGAUGCGCGUCAUGGACGACUAUAAGGAGGGUAUCAAUGUCGAGGACCAGAUGAACGCCGACGAUCCUAAGGAAUUGUCCACCUGGCAGUUCUGGCAACGAGCCAUCCAAAAGCGCAAGAAGCACGCCGACGUCUUCGUCUAUGGUGACUACGAGGAGGUCGUACACGAAGAUUCUGAUGUCUUUGCAUAUCUCCGCACCAGCGCGAAUGGUGUUGAACGCUGGUUGGUGGUCAUGAACUUUUCCGGCAAUGAUGUUGAGUGGAGUUUGCCCGAGAAUCUGAAGUUGGAAUCUUGGGAUAGCAGCAAUUAUGUCAAAGGCCAGCCAGACAAGCCACAGAAGGGCAAGAUUCCACUCAGGCCAUGGGAGGGGCUGUUGGCAAAGGUGAAGACGGAUUAG
Capronia coronata CBS 617.96 is the source of this 1875-nucleotide messenger RNA. RefSeq names its product trehalose-6-phosphate hydrolase. Gene Ontology annotation, biological process: oligosaccharide catabolic process. Gene Ontology annotation, molecular function: alpha-amylase activity. NCBI's taxonomy places the organism in Eukaryota, Fungi, Ascomycota, Eurotiomycetes, Chaetothyriales, Herpotrichiellaceae. The coding region runs from base 1 to 1875 and encodes 624 amino acids. The transcript is spliced from 2 exons. The record is from RefSeq and is a predicted model, not a curated record.